Messenger RNA from Dothidotthia symphoricarpi CBS 119687, 1899 nucleotides. Its product is annotated as TIP49-domain-containing protein. Gene Ontology annotation, molecular function: ATP hydrolysis activity; DNA helicase activity; ATP binding. The record is from RefSeq and is a predicted model, not a curated record. Gene Ontology annotation, biological process: box C/D snoRNP assembly; chromatin remodeling; regulation of transcription by RNA polymerase II. Bases 335 to 1744 code for a protein of 469 amino acids. NCBI's taxonomy places the organism in Eukaryota, Fungi, Ascomycota, Dothideomycetes, Pleosporales, Dothidotthiaceae. The transcript has 4 exons. Gene Ontology annotation, cellular component: NuA4 histone acetyltransferase complex; R2TP complex; Swr1 complex.
AAAUGGUGGUAAGCCAAGCUUGGCAGACCGAGGACAUUCGAUUGCCUGUGAGCAGAUCAUGACGUACCUGCUUGUGUGAGGAAGGCGUCUGCCAGUCACGCUAGUAAAGGAAUCUGAGCAUGGGAUUUGCAAGUUGCAAAACAGAUAAAGCGUGUGAAAGAAAAUCUGCCUGCUUUUAUAGAUAAGACAUGCACCCAGGCUCUAAACUUCGCGGUGAGAGACAUGGUCGGACAAGAUAGGUUUAGAGCGUCAUGGGGUCCGAGCGCUUCCAAACGCGACAAAUCGCGGUCAGUAGUGAGAGCAAACAUUCUUCACAUUCUGCGCAUAUAUCACCAUGGCUGUCCCUAUCACGACCAUCGCCGAAGGCAAAGAGCUGCGCGGGCUCAACCUCAUCGCGGCGCAUUCGCACAUUCGCGGCCUCGGCGUCGAACCGGACACGCUCGAGCCCAAGCCGUCGUCGCAGGGUCUUGUUGGACAGGAGAAGGCGCGUAAAGCGGCGGCAGUCAUACUGAGAAUGGCGCAGGAGGGCAAAAUUGCGGGGCGUGCGGUUCUCAUCGCUGGUCCGCCCAGCACAGGAAAGACGGCCAUCGCAAUGGGCAUGGCGCAGUCGCUGGGUCCAGAUGUCCCGUUCACCAUGCUUGCCUCAUCCGAGAUCUUUUCGCUGGAGAUGUCAAAGACCGAAGCGCUCACACAAGCUUUCCGCAAGUCCAUUGGCGUACGGAUCACGGAGGAGAGCGAGGUCAUUGAGGGCGAGGUCGUCGAGAUCCAGAUCGACCGCAGCGUGACAGGGAGCAACAAGCAGGGCAAGCUUACCGUCAAGACAACUGAUAUGGAGACCAUCUACGACAUGGGCACCAAGAUGAUUGACGCCAUGACCAAGGAGAAAAUUAUGGCAGGCGACAUCAUUUCCAUUGACAAGGCUUCGGGCAAGAUCUCAAAACUCGGCCGUUCGUACACGCGUUCGAGGGACUACGACGCCAUGGGCAUCGACACCAAGUUCGUGCAGUGCCCGGAAGGCGAGCUCCAGCAGCGGCGCGAAGUGGUACACACAGUCAGCCUGCACGAGAUUGAUGUCAUAAACUCCCGGACCCAAGGCUUUCUGGCCCUCUUCUCAGGCGACACAGGCGAGAUCCGAAGCGAGGUGCGCGACCAAAUCAAUACCAAGGUAGCAGAAUGGAAAGAGGAGGGCAAGGCUGAGAUCGUGCCGGGUGUGCUAUUCAUCGACGAGGUUCACAUGCUUGAUAUUGAGUGCUUCUCGUUUGUCAACCGCGCCCUCGAAGACGAGUUGGCGCCCAUUGUCAUCAUGGCAAGCAACCGAGGCAACACACAGAUAAGGGGGACAGAUUACAGGUCACCACACGGACUGCCAUUGGACUUUUUAGAUCGGGUCGUCAUUGUCAGCACACACUCCUACUCGUCAGAAGAGAUGCAGCAGAUUCUGUCAAUAAGAGCGCAGGAGGAGGAAGUUGAUGUCUCGCCGGAUGCUUUGGCAUUGCUUACCAAGAUUGGCCAGGAGACCGGCCUGAGAUACGCCAGCAAUCUUAUCACGACGUCAGACCUGAUACGCAAGAAGAGGCAAGGGACGGACGUCUCUAUCGCAGACGUGCAACGUAGCUUUGCACUGUUCUACGACCCUGCGAGAAGCGUAAAGUUCGUUAGCGAUUCCGAGAAACGCCUCAUUGGCGAUGCAGGGCAUGUAUCGUUCGUUGUCCCCAACGGCACCGAGGCCAUGGAUGUCUCAUAGGCGAUGUGUACGUUAUUGGGCUCAUUGGCGUACAAAAGGCAUAGGAAUUGAUAGAGCGUGUACCUUCGAGUGGGCGCAGUAAAGGCCGACAGAUGUAAUACCAUAAGUUAUUGACCAGAUGCUUGCACCGCAAUUCUAUUUUAAACACUGCUUAC